Molecule: messenger RNA, 2785 nt
Organism: Carya illinoinensis
Lineage: Eukaryota; Viridiplantae; Streptophyta; Magnoliopsida; Fagales; Juglandaceae
Product: receptor-like protein 9DC3
Exons: 1
Coding region: 21-2660 (879 amino acids)
Molecular function (GO): protein binding
Source: RefSeq, a predicted model, not a curated record
AACAUUUUUAGUUUGAAACCAUGCCUACAUGUGUGCGCUUUCUCUUCUCUAAUCUCUUAGUGCUGUUCCUUCUUUUACUCACAGCCUCUUUGUCUUCUCUGCAGCCACUUUGUCAUCAAGAUGAGAGCUUAGCUCUUAUGCAAUUCAAGGAUAGCUUUAUCAUAGACAAUGAUACUUGUAUAACUUCGUCUAGCUAUCCCAAGGUUGCAUCAUGGAGUGUAGAAGUAGAACAUGGUAGAUCAGAUUGCUGCUCAUCAUGGGUUGGCGUUGAGUGCGACCCCCUCACAAGUCAUGUUAUUGGCCUUGACCUUAGUGACGGUUGUCUCUAUGGUUCUAUCAACUCCAACAGCAGCCUCUUCCGCCUUUCUAAUCUUCGAAGCCUUAAUCUUGCUUUUAAUCACUUCAAUUCCUCUAAAAUCCCAUCUACAAUUGGCAAUCUUUCAAGGCUGACAUAUCUUAAUCUCAGCUAUUCUCAUGUUUCAGGAGAAGUCCCCUCUGAAGUUUCAUACCUCUCCAAGUUGUCAUCUCUGGAUCUUUCUUAUAACAAUCAUGAUUUACAUAUUGGAAGUCUAGCAAGGUUAGUCCAAAACCUAACCCGCCUAGAAAAGAUUCUUCUUAGUGAAGUCAACAUAUCGUCCAUAGUACCUGAGAGCUUGGCAAAUUUGUCUUCUUUGAAGGCUCUAACGUUAGUAGGUUGUGGACUGUAUGGGGAGUUCCCAAUUCGAAUUUUUCAGCUACCACAACUACGGGACCUUAGGAUAGGAUACAAUGAAGAUCUCACUGGUCAGUUGCCAGAAUUUCAUUCCAGCAUUGUCCUUCAAGCUUUAUCGCUUUAUUACACAAGUUUCUCUGCUAAACUACCAGCUUCAAUCGGAAACCUUAAUUCCUUAGAGGUCUUAAAUAUUGCUUAUUGCAAUUUCUCUGGAUCGAUCCCAAACUCCCUCUGGAACCUUACCCAACUCACUUAUCUGGACCUCUCAAGGAACUCGUUCGAUGAUUUGUCAUUCCUCACCAAAGCCAGUUCUAAUCACACUUUUCCACAUUUACAAUUUUUACUGUUGUCUUUUCUCAACUUAACAAAGUUGCCAAAUUUCCUACAAAACCAAAAAAAACUUGUGCAUCUAGAUCUAUCAGUAAACAAUAUUCAAGGUAUAAUACCCAAAUCGAUGUUUAAUGCAAGUAAAGAAAACCUUGAAGGUUUAAUUCUUUCUAACAACUUUCUCACGGGUUUUGAAAAUUCUCAAGAUCUCCUUCACUUGCCAAAUCUAAAAACACUGGACCUUGACAAUAACAUGCUACAAGGAACAUUCUCGAUUCCUCUAGAUGUUGCACCAUCUAUUCAAUAUUUAUAUCUUUCUAACAACUUUCUCACGGGCUUUGAAAAUUCUCGUGAUGUUCUUCCUUGGCCUAAUCUAUAUGAAUUCAACCUUCAGAAUAACAGGCUACGUGGAUCCCUCCCAAUUCCACCACCAUCUAUCAAUAUUUAUCUAGUCAGGAAUAAUGCUUUUACAGGAGAAGUCUCGCCAUUGUUUUGCAAUCGAAGUUCACUUUCUUCACUUGAUUUCUCAUUUAACAAUUUGAGAGGCCUGUUGCAUCCAUGUUUUUGCAACUUAAGCCAGACUUUGAAAGCACUCGGACUACGAAGCAAUAACAUUGGUGGAACCAUCCCAGAUGCAUGGGCAAAAGGGUGCAGCUUAAGGAUGAUCGACUUGAGUCAAAACCAAUUACAAGGUCGGCUCCCAAGAUCAUUGGCCAAUUGUAAGGAGUUAGGGCAUCUUGAUGUUGGUUACAAUAAGAUCCGUGAUACCUUUCCCUCAUGGUUAGAAACUCUAACUGAGCUGAAGAUUUUCAUUCUUCGCUCUAAUGGAUUUUACGGUGCAAUAAGAAAUAUCAAAAUCAAUUGCACAUUCCCCAACUUGCAUAUCAUCGAUCUCUCUGAAAACAAUUUCUCUGGAGAUUUGCCUACAGAAUGCUUCAAACAGUGGAACGCCAUGAAAUUGUUUGGUGCACACAAGUCGCAAUACAUGGACUACGAUUAUGCUGGCAUCCAUUUCUCAUUUACACUACCACUAACACUAACCAGAGGUAUAGAGUUGGAGUAUGAGAGGAUCCAACAUGAACUCAUAGUCAUUGAUUUAUCAUGCAACAGAUUUGAAGGAGAAAUUCCAGAAGUAGUGGGAAAUCUAAAAGGACUACACAUUCUCAAUUUCUCCAACAAUGCUCUCUCCGGUCAUAUCCCAUCAUCGUUGGCAAACUUGACAGAACUAGAAUCAUUGGAUCUUUCUCAAAAUAAGUUGUUUGGAGAAAUACCCCCACAGCUCGCCCAACUCACCUUCCUAGCGAUUUUUAAAGUGUUCAACAAUUGUCUCACAGGUCCCAUACCACAUGGAAAUCAAUUUGAGGCAUUUCCGAACAGUUCAUUUGAUGGUAACCCAGGAUUGUGCGGAAGGCCAUUGUCAAAAGCAUGUGGAGAUUCUUUGCCUUUACCUGAUCCAACAUUAACGUUUGAACGAAAUCAAGGUUUUGUGUCUUCAUUUGAAUUUGGGUGGAAAGUAGUUGUGAUCGGGUAUGGGUGUGGAUUUGUAAUUGGAAUUGUUAUUGGACAAUGGGUGAUCGCAAGGAAGCAUGAUUGGUUUGUAAAUACCUUUAUAAAGAAGUAGUAACAAUCUUGUGGAAUGCUAGCUUCUAGCAUUGUUGUAUCCCAUGGGAUGGGAAUGGUGGUUAAAUAGAAAAACUUGAUGCUGUAAUAAUAAUCCUCGAAAUACAGUUCUUGAUGUGAUAGUUA